Messenger RNA from Galleria mellonella (greater wax moth), 1903 nucleotides. It is a transcript of the gene Nfs1, whose product is annotated as cysteine desulfurase, mitochondrial-like. Bases 86 to 1450 code for a protein of 454 amino acids. NCBI's taxonomy places the organism in Eukaryota, Metazoa, Arthropoda, Insecta, Lepidoptera, Pyralidae. The transcript has 8 exons. Gene Ontology annotation, cellular component: mitochondrion; nucleus; cytosol. Gene Ontology annotation, molecular function: pyridoxal phosphate binding; cysteine desulfurase activity. Gene Ontology annotation, biological process: [2Fe-2S] cluster assembly. The record is from RefSeq and is a predicted model, not a curated record.
UUUCACGUCAUUCAAUUCUUUGUGUGCAUUUUAGAAACAGUAAAUUCUAAUUUCAAGUUUAAAGAAAUUUUAUAAAAAUUAUAAAAUGUUUUCUCUAUCAAAAAAUAUGUUCCCUAUACUCUUUAAAAAUUAUCCAAGAAAAGUAUCUCUAAAAGAUUAUAUUAGUGUAUUAACGUUAGAAUGCCAAAAAUUGUACUCAAAUAAAGUUGAUGAAAAAUUUGCAUUAAACCAUGAAGAUUUUGGUAGACCGCUUUAUUUUGACGCUCAGGCUACAACACCUGUGGACCCAAGAGUACUCGAUGCUAUGCUGCCAUAUCUUGUCAGUUACCAUGGCAAUCCACACUCCCGAACACAUGCUUAUGGUUGGGAAAGUGAAAGUGCUGUAGAAAAAGCGAGAGAGCAAGUUGCUCAAUUAAUAGGAGCAGAUCCAAAAGAGAUUAUUUUCACUUCAGGCGCAACUGAAUCAAAUAAUAUAUCUAUUAAAGGUGUUGCGCGGUUUUAUGCACCAAGGAAGAAGCACAUUGUUACCACACAAAUUGAACAUAAAUGUGUAUUGGAUUCAUGUCGUGCCUUAGAAGGAGAAGGGUUUAAAGUUACCUAUCUACCUGUGGAACAAAAUGGGAUUAUUAAACUGAAUGAAUUAGAAAAUGCACUUACACCAGAAACGAGUUUGGUAUCAAUUAUGACCAUCAACAAUGAAAUAGGUGUGAAACAACCCAUUGCCGAUAUUGGAGCGAUAUGUAAAAGUAAAAAAGUAUUCUUUCACACUGAUGCUGCACAAGCAGUGGGAAAAAUUCCUAUAGAUGUAAAUAAAAUGAACAUAGAUUUAAUGUCAAUUUCUGGUCACAAAGUUUAUGGUCCCAAGGGCAUUGGAGCUUUAUAUAUUAGACGUAGACCGAGAGUUAGGAUUGAACCUAUACAAAGUGGUGGUGGACAAGAAAGAGGAAUGAGGAGUGGUACAGUACCAACACCACUAGCUGUUGGAUUAGGUGCAGCUUGCGAAAUAGCGGAUCGUGAAAUGGCCUAUGACCAUGCUUGGAUGGAGAAAUUGUCUCAAAGAUUUUUGGAUAAAAUUAAUUCCAAACUAUCACAUGUUAUAAGAAAUGGAGAUCCAAAGGAAUCUUAUCCAGGCUGUGUAAAUUUGUCAUUUGCUUUUGUAGAAGGUGAAUCUUUAUUAAUGGCUUUAAAAGAUGUAGCUUUGUCAAGUGGGUCAGCGUGUACAUCAGCCUCACUGGAACCAUCAUAUGUGUUAAGAGCAAUUGGCACUGAUGAGGACUUAGCACAUAGUUCAAUCAGGUUUGGUUUGGGAAGAUUUACAACCGUUGAAGAAGUAGACUAUACAGCCGAAAAAACCAUCAGACAUGUUGAGCGCCUUAGAGAAAUGAGCCCAUUGUGGGAAAUGGUUCAGGAAGGUGUCGAUAUUAAAACAAUACAAUGGUCACAGCAUUAAAAUACAUUAUUAAAAAAAAAAUAAUCACAAUAUUCCCUCUUAGGAAUACUAUAAGAUUAGGUCCGUUAAAGAUCUGGAAAGUAUAGAUAAUAUAAAUUAUUCUUAUAUACCAUGAUUAUUAUGAACAGGAUUUCAUGAAAUUUAAUUUGACUUAAUAAUGCUAUUCACAUUAAUUAUUAAUAAAAAUAAAAAAAAUUACACCUAAAUACAUUUUAUAUUAUCAAAGACUUUGUUGCUAUAAACUGUGACUAUUGCUAAUUUAUAAUUUUGAUAAUAUUCUAAAGACCAAAUAUUAAAGUAGUAUUAAUAAAAUAUAAAUCAUAGAUAAAGACUUUGUUGUACAUUUGAAGCACACACCAUUGUCAUGAAAAUUUAGUAUCGAAAUAUCUUUAAAUAUUGUAUAUUUUUAUUGCUUAAAUAUAUUGUUUAAUUAAACUGCUUUUUUAAUGUCAA